Molecule: messenger RNA, 3767 nt
Organism: Stegastes partitus (bicolor damselfish)
Lineage: Eukaryota; Metazoa; Chordata; Actinopteri; Pomacentridae
Product: amphiphysin
Exons: 23
Coding region: 1-2994 (997 amino acids)
Biological process (GO): synaptic vesicle endocytosis
Cellular component (GO): cytoplasm; plasma membrane; synaptic vesicle
Molecular function (GO): phospholipid binding; protein binding
Source: RefSeq, a predicted model, not a curated record
AUGAAGGUUCUGCAGAAGUUGGGAAAAGCAGAUGAGACCAAAGAUGAACAGUUUGAGCAAGUAGUUGUCAACUUCAGGAGGCAGGAGUCUGAAGGCUCUCGGCUGCAGAGGGAAAUGAAGGCCUACAUGUCUGCCAUUAAAGGGAUGCAACAGGCCUCCAUCAACCUUUCUCAGUCUCUGCAUGAAGUGUACGAACCAGACUGGCAUGGAAAAGACGACGUUCUGACCAUUGGAAAGGACUGCGAUGCACUGUGGGAAGACUUUCAUAAUAAACUAGUGGACUCGACGCUGCUGAACCUGGAUGCAUACCUGCAGCAGUUUCCAGACCUCAAGACUCGUGUGGCCAAACGAAGCCGAAAACUCAUCGACUAUGACAGCGCUCGGCAUCACGUCGAAACGCUGCAGGCGUCUGGGAUGAAGAAUGACCGCAAGAUGAUGAAGGCAGAAGACGAGUUAAAAAAGGCUCAGAAAGUGUUUGACGAGCUGAACGUCGGCCUGCAGGAUGAACUGCCGACUCUGUGGGAACGGUGCAGUCAAGGCAUCAUGGCGGAAAUCAAGACGGGAAUCUUCGCUAAGAACGUGCAGAAGCGGCUGAACAGAGCGCAGGAGAAGAGAAACAGAAACACAACCACCAGGAUUCAGUACAAAGUGUUGCUGCUCAUCCAUUCUCUUAAAAAGGGGCCACCGGUGCCUCCACCACCAAAGGUCACCCCCACCAAAGAGGUUGCAGAGGAGCAGAUCAUUGACCUGUUUGGGGGAGAAUUUUUACCAGCACCUUCACCAUCGCAGCCCAAUGAACGACCAGGAGAAUCUCUGCUCGAUCUAGACUUCGAUGCUUUUCAGCCAGAUGAAAGCGUUUCUCCAAUACCGCAGACAGCUGUACCUUGGGAUAUGUGGUCGGCCAAUGCCCAAGCUGCUCAGCCUGCUGCAGAUUCUGGCUUCGUUGCUGACUGGGCUGCUGACUUUGGUUCAAUGUCAGCAAAUGGAGAUGCUGCUUCAGGAGUCGAGCCCCCUGCUGCCCCUGCUGCCCCUGCUGCCCCUGCUGAAGAGAUGCAGGGUGGGGCUCAGAGCUGGCACCAAGCAGAAGGCUGGCAGCCGGGUGGAGAAACGACCACACCCAUCCAGGACAAUGAGGCCACAGCAACUGAAGAUGAGGUUAGCAGCCCGGAUUCUCAGACUAACCCCAAUCUUCAUCCCUAUGGUGCUGAUGAAGAUGAGACAGGGCAGGCAGAUUCAGGGGGACACUUUGUGGGGCACGAAGACCGUAGGAAGUCCACCCCAGGACUUCUAUUCACCAACGAGUUUGGUGAAGAGAUUGAGGACAGCACAGAGGUCACAGGAGACAAAUGGUGCAGGUCUCCAGAAGGGUCUGUGUCUGAAUAUGAAACUGCUGAAGAGUGGGGUGACGGAGGUCAGGGGGGAGGCUGGGUGAGCGCUGAGGAUGAACCUUCAUAUGAAGAUCAUCCCUCAGCAAACACCGCCAGGUUACAGGCUGGUGGAGUUGAUGGUGUAGCAGCAGAGCAAGGUUCACAACAAAGGGAUGCCACAGACAGAAACAGAAAUAAAUCAUCUGAAAAAGAGCAAAGAGAACAAGCUGACGUGGCAUCAGUUCACAGAGAUCACUCUAAAAGUCUUGGGCAAGGAGACAACAGAGUGUUUUCCUCUCAAACACAGGCAGGAGGUGCGUUUGAUUCAGAUCCUUUUGCUGAAACACAGGCAGGAGCUUUUGCUGAAACACAGGCAGGAGGUGCGUUUGAUUCAGAUCCUUUUGCUGGGACCCAGUUUGGAGACAAAGGUAAUGGUUUUGACUUCGAUCCGUUUGCUGAGACCUCAGGAGAAGGUGGGGUUGUGGUCACAGGGGAUGGUAGAGGUGGGUGGGAUUCAGACCCUUUUGCCAACAGCUUCCCAGCAGCCUCUUCGGGGACUGGGGGUCCGUCCUCCAACACCUCGUCCUGGCAGGAGGUUAGUGGCAGCAGUGGCUUGGAGUCUUCUGCCAUUCAACAAAGCUCUGCGUCCAUCCGUGGAACAGCAGCAGAAGGAAAAAAAGACGUAAACAUUCCAAGAAUUCACAAAGAACCAGAAAAUUCAGACAUGUCCGAAGAUGAGGCUGCAAACCGGAGAUUUGGAAAGUUGUACCAAGAACUAGAUACAGAAAAGGAAGAGGAUGCUGCUGCCCCGUCAUUUUUUGCUGACUUUGAUAAGAUGAACGAAGUGAACAGUGAGUCUGCUGAGGCUCACGAGGCCUCAGAGACACCAACUGCUGGUCCAGCAGAGCCUGCAGAGGAACAAGACAAACCUCCAUCUGCCCCAACUGGAGGAGAGGAGGAUGAGCUUCCACCUGCUCCUGCUGAAGAGGAACCUGGACCUCCAUCUGUGGGAGAAGAGGUGGAGGAGCCUCCAGCUCCUGCUGCUGGGGAGGUGAUGGAGGAACCUGGAGCUCCUCCUGCUGGUGGGGAAGAUAAAGAAACAACUUCAGACAGCCCAAAGGAGGAGAAACCUGCUUUGACGGUUGGAUCUCCAAGUUCUGACAAUGCUGAGCUCGGUCAGAUUCCUCCUGCUGAAGAUCCCAAAACUUCUCCAGGUGAAGCAGCUCCAGCGGAAAACAUGCCGAUCCCGUCUGUUGUGAUUGAACCUGCUUCAAGCAAUGAAGGUGACGAUGACCGGGAUGCUGACAUCAUCUCUCCCACCACCAUUAGUGACAAUGGCAUGGCGACUGAAACCCAGGCCAUGAAACACAUGAGUCCAUCAGGAGGCGUGUCAGGACUGCCUGAUGACUUUCUUUACAAGGUGGAGACCAUGCACGACUUUGAAGCUGCAAAUUCCGAUGAACUAGAACUGAAGAGAGGUGAUGUGGUUUUGGUGGUUCCCACUGCUUCAGUAGAGGAUCAGGAUGCUGGCUGGCUCACAGGGAUCAAAGAAAGUGACUGGUUAACACUUGGAGUUGGUGCUCAAAAAGGACUUUUCCCAGACAACUUUACUCAGCGUUUGGAGUAAGAAGUUGCUUCAUGUGGUGGAAAAAAUAAGUAGAAAUCUUUGUCCAAGACAUCAAGUCAGCAUGUAGCGAACCCCUUUCCUGAAAAAAACCUUUAAGCUGCUGCAGCUGUCUGCUGGACAACAUGAGGCUUUCUCUGGUAGAUGAAGCUCUACUGAAACUAACAGUCAUGGUAAUAAACACUAGUACUCCUCCCAGCAUAAGUGGUCAUUAUAAGCAUGAUGUGAUAGUGCAUUCUACCCUCCUCUGAAAGUGAGAUAUCAUUUUUGUUCAAAGAAAAUAGACGUGUGGUUUAUUGGGAAUGUUGCAAUCUCUACAUAUUCACACCAACUGAAAGUCUGACAGCUGUUUCUUAAGAAAACAAACAAAAUGAGACAAACUGUAUCUACUUUGCACCAAGUGUGUUGUAAUGACUUUGUUGCUCUGCUGUGGAUUUACAGAAACUGUAGUGCUGUGAUCUAUUUAAAUGUUCUUGAGUGUAACAUGAAAUUCUUUUUUCAGACACGUCAUCACUGAUAAUCUUGAAUCACUGUAGGUGUAUUUCUGUCGUAUCAUUGUUGAGUGUGUGUGAUGAGUGAUCUUUUCUUUUGUCAUAUGUGGUGAUGAAUUGACGCAGUAAAGAGUGUUGCUGUGUUUUUGCCAAGAGAAUCCUGACAUUUAUUAUCUGAACAUUGGAAAAUGAACCAAUGCUCAUCCAGCAUGAAACUGUUGACUAAAUCUUUUAAUAAAGUACGUAUUCCAAGAUGAAAAAUAAACAAUAUCUCCACUAUUAAAA